AUGGCAACCCCAUGGCCCAAGGAUCAGCCCUGGCCAACGCCAUACCGAGAGCACGCCGCAGAACUAAGCACAUACCUCCAGACAGCACUGAAGUCGAUCGACACAGCAAAUGGUCAACCUAUCCAGCCUCAAGGAGUCAGGGCCGCGUUUAUCGGGGCUCUAGCACUCAUCGUCAAGAUACAGAACAUCCCCGACAUCGGCCACGUUCACCAGGCAAUUGAAAAUUUGCGGAUGGAGACAAAGGCAGCCAAUGAAAACACCACCCGAACCACGAGCAGCAUCAGAAUCGCGAUCCAGCAAAACACAGCCGAAAUCAAGGAGAACACUAAUACUAACAAGGACACUAACACAGCCGCCAAGGAGGCACUGAAAGCCAGCGAGCUGACUGUCAAGAUGGUGAGGGAUAUCAAAGCACUGGGACCGAUGAAUCAGGGGAGCGCCGCACAGUCGUAUGCCAGUGUAGCCGCCAGAGGAGGACUCAUAGCAAGCAUGCAUAACCCACAAAACCAAAGACCAUCCCAAGUUCAAACCCUACGUGAGGUCAUCGUAAACAUUAGAGAUCCUACCACCAUUGCCAGCAUCAGAGCCAUGAACCCCCGUAACCUUAAGGCGCACGUAGACCGCGCCAUUGAACAGAGCAGCAACGAGCACAUCCGCAAACUAAAGACCGUGUCCGCAAAUCAACUGAAAAGCGGUGACCUAAGUAUCAAAACAGCCACUACCACAGACAUGGAGACCCUACGACAGUUUGCGGAGGACUGGAAACACCGAAUAGGCAACGGUGCCACGGUGCGGAUCCCAACCUACGGAAUCCUAGCACACGGCAUACGAACCAGCUCAAUGGACAUGGAACUCUUUACGGAACUCCGAGACGAACUAUUGCAGGAUAACAAAGCCUUCAUCCCCACCGCAGAGAUUAAGUACAUCGGAUGGUUAACUAGAUCCUCCACCACAAAGUCUGCCUCGUCCGUUAUCGUCGAGUUCGCCAAGGCGGAGGACGCCAACAAACUCAUCGAUGAAGGACUCAUCUGGCAAGGCGAGGUUUUCCAAUGCGAACGAUACGACAGACAGUGCCGUCUGAGACAAUGCUUCAGAUGCCACGCAUACGGCCACAUAGGAACCCAGUGCAAGGCAACGACAACAUGCGGCUACUGCGCGCAAGAACAUGCAACCCGAGAGUGCCCCUCAAAAAGCGACACGGCCACACCCCGGAAGUGCGCGGCGUGCCACGGCGAACACGAAGCGUGGCACGGCCGGUGCCCAACUAGGAUGCGGGAACUGGCCAAAAUCAAAGCGGCAUACAAACAACGACCAAGGUACCACCCGGAAGCCACAGCAGCCCCAACCGCCACAGGAACGACCCCAACAACCCGGACGACAUCGAGGCCAGUACUGGAACCGAGCCAGAGCCAGAGCACACGCCAGGAGCGUAGCAGAUCACCCAUAAAGAAGAAGAUACAGAAACGUCAGCAGCCCACCGGGAGCCAAACACAAGACGAGAACACGAUCAUUGUUGCGGCAGAGAACUCCCGGCCAAGACGAGCGAUAGUGCCCUCCCGCCGAGCGAUGGAAGCCAUAGACGCGAACAUACAGACGACAAACGAUAGCCACCUUAUGGAAAUUGUCGACGACAGCGAAUGA
This is a messenger RNA of Colletotrichum spaethianum, 1641 nucleotides long. Its product is annotated as nucleic-acid-binding protein from mobile element jockey. The coding region runs from base 1 to 1641 and encodes 546 amino acids. The transcript has a single exon. The record is from RefSeq and is a predicted model, not a curated record. NCBI's taxonomy places the organism in Eukaryota, Fungi, Ascomycota, Sordariomycetes, Glomerellales, Glomerellaceae.